AUGUCUGAUUAUGACGAUGAUGAGAUGUCUAGUAUUUACGAACGCAUCUUGAAAGCAUAUGAUGAUUCCGAAUCUACGAUUGACUACACCGUCGUUUCAAUCGGGGUGCAAACUUUGGUGCUCAUCCUGUUUGUUGAAAGUGUAAAGCAUAAAUUGGAACAUGCCGCAAAAGGACGGCCGUUAUUCGGUGAGGUGCUUCAUAGUGUCUACAGCGAACUAUCGACCCUUGGAGUCGUCGAAUUGGUCGUCUACCUCAUCCUAAAAUAUUACAAGGACUACAACAAGGCAAAGAAGUCUGUGUUCGCGGAUGUUCAUUUUUGCCUCUUUUAUGUGGCAAUCUUCAAUGCGUUCCAAACAGUUAUCGUCGCGGCAGCAACCAUGAGGACAAGUAAAAAACAAUGGGUUGACACGGAGAAAAUCGACCUCGACCAUUAUGUUGCCAUAAGAGAAGAGUUCGAUAAGCUUCGAGAGAAGCUCGAUCACAGCCGUGACAGAGAUUUCACCGUACAAGGCGUUUUCCGGAACUUGAUACAGAGCAUAAAAAAUCCUGGUCUCCAAGGAAGAUACUCUGAUCUACUAGUCAGAGUAAAUUUCCAUUCUUUGCGCGUGCACUUGUUACGCCAGGAGAAUUUGCCCCUAACACUGAAAGUUAGUGACUACUUGAAAAGAUCAGAAGCUCGCGUCCUAACACGGUUGGUCCACGUUUCUGGAGGGGCGUGGUUGAUGCUUACUGGUGGGCUGAAUCUAAUAUAUUUUGGAAUGGGAAUGGUUGCCUAUGUAUACGAGGAUCAAAAAUUGAUAGGAAACUUCAUGACCUCCAUUUUCUUCUGUAUGUUGUUGAUCUUUAUUUUCAUAACAGUGAUUCUCUACUUCAAAAUGAGAAGCACAUUUCGAACCAUCAUGACCACGAAAUACGAUUUGAAGGGUAUGGAUGACGAAACCAGGGCGAAAGGAGUUCGGCAACAAUUGAACCUCUUUUGGUUUGGCGAGCCAGAGUUUGUUAUUACGAUUAUCCAGUUUAUGCAAUUCGGAUAUGCUCUUGCACUGGCCAUCGUGCUGAUGUACUGGAAGUCCCUGACAACCUUUGAGCCGUAUUACUAUUUGGUUGCAGUUCUUGCUUGCUACAUCAUUUUCGUAUUUGUCUUGUCGAAAGCGCUUCCUCAGUACACGCUAUGCACCUCUCUUGGAUAUCUGGUUAGUAAGGAGAACUUGACGGAAACAGUAGCGAUUCAUCGGCUCGAAGAUGCUCGGCGUUUGGGACUAAAAAUUCUCGCUCAACCAGAGAAGCUUGAUGCUGGCACAGUGUCUGUUGCAGGGGAUAGUAUAUCAACUGAUCACAAGUCUACCUUGAAAACACCUGACUUCGAUGAGAUUGUCGCGACCACGCCGGAUGACUACGCCAUUUCGAACGACAAGACUCAUAUCUUGGCAGAGCUUGUUCAGUCAGAUACAGCAUCCUUACGUAACUUGCUUCCUGAGAAUUCAAGGAAUAGCUUGAGGCAACGUGAUCGCCGUCAAACAAGACGGAAAGCAACUUCAGAUGGAGUCGCUUUGAUGCGGGCGAUGGGGAAUGUCAUUCGAGAUGGUACAAAUGGAAAUCGUCCCGAAGCGACCGAAACACCUGUAGAUCCACAGAAAGCUGUUGAUGAUAGUGAGAUCACUCGUCGGGAUCGCGCUGAGCGGGCUGCAAAUAGGAAGAAUAAGAACAAAACAGUUUCUGCUUCUGGAUUGAUACAGUCCUGGCACAUGAUAACCAAAGUUGAGGAUGAAGAAAGGAUGAAGGAUUCCAUUUCAAAUCCAGGACCCGAACUACGCGCAACACGCCGAAGACGACGGAAGCAAGCUAGGCUCAAAGCUAGAUCCGAAUCUGCCAUAGUGCGACAAUGGAACGCUCAGACUCUAGCACUGCCCAGUCCUCGCGAAUCCAACAAAAUCAAAGCCUCGGACGUGAUUGAAAAUCUUGAUCACGUUUUGGCAGGCACUAUUCCAGAUGUCGAGAUUAUGAAGAGCUCACGAAAUUCUUUGGAUGGUGCAACGGACGCUUCUAUUGGAGGUUUGAGUGAUGUGAAAGUUCAUUUAACGGAACCCGGCGAAGAAAUUUGUGGGGACACUAGCUCGUCUCAUAAAUCCUGUUUCCAUCAAGUGAUUAUAAUGGUGCGGGACUUCUUUCUUAGCCAACGCUACCGAACAUCCAGUCAUGUCUUUGGUACUUUGGUUGCAUUCUUCGUUGUUGGCGACCGUGUCGAAGUGAUGCUUUCGACGACAGGAGCCAUAGCACGCAGCGAUAACACCUGGGAACUCACGCUUAGGAUAGCCUUUUGGAUGGAAACAAUGUGGUACGGCCUCUUCAUCUUAAGUGGCUUUCUGAUCCUUUUCCUUUUUCUCCCUAUCAAUAACAAACAAAACGACCAGCGGGUCGCAAUUUCAGCAGCAGUCCUUGACAUCUUUGUCUCAAGUGGCUGUCUUGCUCUUCUUUUCUUUGCUGAAUUCGAACGAUGUUGUGAUACUUCUGAAUACGAUGCCAACUAUAGUUGCUGUGAUGUCUUUGGAUCCAGGACAUAUGGAGGCCUCGGAGACAUCGAGCCCUUGACGUCUCUUAUCGCGCUACGCAUCUUUCGGUUUGCUGUGGGACGUUUUAUUGUUGAUCGUCUCAAUAAACAUGAAGAUUCGUUUGUUGAUACUGACAACGCCGAGCCAACACUCGAAAUAAAGAACACACCAAUGAAUCAACGCAGCGACUUCAUGCAUCAAACGGUAGGAACACCAAUUCAGAUAUGGGAAAGGGCGAUAAUUGAGUAUCCCAACAUUGUCGAGCAAUAUGGCCACUUCAGUGCUGAAGUGCUACACUGCAUGCUCGGGAUUGAAGUUAUUGAUGACAACACCGCGCGAUCAUCGACUGGUCUCGAGCGGCAACCCCCGACUGUGGAUGCUAAAUUGAAUGACCUUGUGCCACGUAGUUCAAACGGAACCAAUCAUAACGACGUCGAUGUGAUGCCAAAAUUGCUGGAGCAAACAACUGAUCUGCCUGCUCUUGAAGAGGAAAGCGAACGUAAUCUUUUUGAUUCGCAUCAUUCAGUGAACGUAAACCUGAGUACAAAUGGGCACGAGGUUGGACAAGAUACAGAAGAGCACCACACCGAUUUCUAUGCACCAACCGCUCCACUAAUCCGCAGCAUAAGACGCUGUGAUCGAAAGAUGUUGCCAAUCCUGACAGAUUUUGCAACAAUUGAUGUUCUCUUGACUGAGUUUGAAUGUGUCUAUUAUGAAGCGUUUGAUGUUGGGAAUCUAGAAGCUAUGACCAAGAAAGAAAAGAAAGCGCUUUUUGCCCUAAGAAAAACUCGCGGAGGAAAGGGAGUACAACUCCGUGAGAUUGCACGAUCUUUCGCCCAGCUUGGACGGAGGAUUGUGGGGCACCUUAAGCUUUCGGAUGUCACUCAGAUUCAUGUAGAACGCCGUCUCCCGGCUACCGAAAGUGAAGGAGCUAGGGUCGAAAGUGAUGGACUAGAUGAAUUGGAGUCGGAGUGCUGGUCAGAUCACCAGCGCGCCCCACAGGGCGCUUCUCGAAGCUUCAGGUGGCAAGGAGUAAAGGAAGAUCGACUUCGGCUUGUUUCUGAACACUACUCGUUGCUCCUUCGAUUCUAUUCCGACUUGGACGAUGCAGAGAUGUACGUCAACGAUUCAACUGUGGAGGAUGAAGCAAAUGGUCCGUUGCGGAAGAAUAUUGCAUUGCAAUGGGCCCAAACAAUCGCCUACUCUUGUGGCAAGGAAAAGCUCAACCAAAAAUUAUCUCAUUUCGGUGAAAACAACAUUGAUGAGCUUUGUGACUUUUUGACAGUUGUCCACAAACACGACCAAAAUGAAACGAGCAGACGGCGCAAAUCAAUAUUAGCAUAA
This is a messenger RNA of Cylindrotheca closterium, 3894 nucleotides long. NCBI's taxonomy places the organism in Eukaryota, Bacillariophyta, Bacillariophyceae, Bacillariales, Bacillariaceae. The record is from the annotation of a GenBank genome assembly.